AACGUCCUAAGCGGAUGCUCCCGCUUUAUAGCCCCUGUGACGUGUCUGGGUUACCCCUUCUAUCUUUGACGAUAUGAUGCGCUGUCAGCUGACUGCAGUAAAUUCACCGACCAUCACUGCAAACACAGACCAGGAGCUGGAGGAUCAAUAUAUUCUUGUCGAUCUAUCUCUCUCCGAACUAAACUAUGGCUAGCCAGUCCCAGGGUAUCCAGCAGCUUUUGCAAGCCGAAAAACGAGCUGCAGAAAAAGUCGCAGAAGCCCGCAAACGUAAGUUCAAACCUGCUGUCAUUCAACGGCUUAGUUAAACUAAGCUAGCUAGCUGAUGUUAGCUUGAUUGGCUAACAUUUUUCUGGAAAGUAGCUAGUUAAUGGCAUAAGUAACAUUUUAUUUAUAAGUAGCUACUGUAAUAAACCCCCGAUUUGACAGCCAACAGAUAUAUAUUUAUUCCUAACGGCAAAGUGAGAAGGUGGCAAGGCCUUCAAUCCAAGCUAACUAGCUAGUUUGCCAGCAGAUCUGUGAACCGCUUGUUUACAGCUGCACUACUAGGUUCGGACUGACUCCUGUAUAGAUUUAAUGGGGGGGGGGGGGGGGGGGUCGUCGGAUUUUUUCCAGUCAGAGCUCGUUUUUUUAAGAGUUCCCAGUUUUCUUGCCUCAGUCUUAAAGGAAAAAUUGACAAAUAAUACAAAAUAUUUCCUUUACCCUCCAGUCUACUCCAACAGACCCCCAUUUCCCAGACCUACCUCUGGACUAAAAAACACUUUUUAAUUGGAGAUUCUCCACUGAACAUAGUUUUUAGCCCCAGAGUAGGCCUAGACUUAAAAUCUGGUCUUGGGAAACAUGCCUUGACAGUAGGAUACUUGCUUCUUUCCUCACUAUUAUUUCACUAGGUCUCAUUUCCCUGUGAAACAAUAGGAUUUCCCACUUCCUCUUUUGCCAGGAAGCACACAACAAACUGCGUAGUUGGGUAAACUUGAUUGGUCGGGAAAUUCAAUCAAUGUCCACUCCAAUUCAUUUCACUUACUAGGCCUAAGUGCAGAUUUUUUUUCUGUUUGAUCAGGUAAGAACCGUCGGCUGAAGCAGGCCAAGGAGGAAGCCCAGGCCGAGAUUGAGCAGUACCGUAUGCAGAGGGAGAAGGAGUUUAAGACCAAGGAGGCUGCGGUGAGUCACUGGGGGGAAAGUUUUAAUUGGCAAAGGGGAAACAUGAGUCAUAUGUUUUCCUAGUCAUAAGGCACUGUAGUUGGUAGCUAAAUUGAUAAGACCUUAACACUGGCCAUAUAAUAACUUAUUUAAUACUUACUUUAUGUUUGAAGUGGUUUGUCUUGUAAGGUGGCCUUAAUCGGUCUUCCAUUUCUCCAUUAGGCUCUUGGAUCCCAUGGUAACUCUGCUGUAGAGGUGGACAAAGAGACCGUGGGCAAGAUGGGUAGCAUCCAGACCAGCUACCAGCAGAACCGGGAAGGGGUGCUGGGCAACCUGCUUAAGAUGGUGUGUGACAUCAAGCCAGAGAUACAUGCCAAUUACCGUUUUGCAGGUUAACCCCCCCCUAUUUUCUCUACAAAUAUAAUCAUCAGAUGUGUAUACGAUUCAGAUAGGUAUACAUUUGUCCAGUCAAAUAUAAAGCAUAUUCACUCCGUUGGAUAAUCAAAGCAGGCAGAGGUUGUGUUGGUCCUAUGCAGUGUCUGUUUCCCGUCUUCAUGGCUUGUAGUAUCAAGGUUUUUCUGUAAAGCUUAGUGUGUGUCUUGCUAUACAAUGUGAUGUUUAUUUAUAUGGACAUAUUGUUCUUGUUUUAUUCGUGGAGACCAAAAUACAGUACUUCUUCCACUUAAUGGACUGUUAGACCUGAAAAAAAGACAAUUACAUUGCUGUUUUGUUUGAAUGUUUUCCUGCUGUCCCAAUUUAUUUACUCAUCUCCUCUAUAAAUAUGAAUGUGUUAUCCUGUAUAGUAGACAUUCCUCUGUUCACAAAUAUUGUGACUUUAUUAAACUAAUAAAGUGUUCUGGUGGUUUAUCCUUGAGUGACUGAAGUG
Molecule: messenger RNA, 2023 nt
Organism: Coregonus sp. 'balchen'
Lineage: Eukaryota; Metazoa; Chordata; Actinopteri; Salmoniformes; Salmonidae
Source: the annotation of a GenBank genome assembly